AUGUCGAAUCUGAUCGUCCGAGCGAAGAAAGAAGUACUGCUUGCUACCAAUUUCUGGAAGUCCUCUGGUGCCAGCCACUUCAUCAACGAUGCUAUGAUUGAUCUAUCCCGGAAGGCCGGUGCGAGAGGCGAGAGGAUCGUCUUCAAGUUGAUGUUUGACCGUGGAGCGGUGAUGCAGGUAUUCAACAAUCAUCAGAACGUUUCGGCGGGCGGAUGGCAGGCUACUGGUGUUGGCCUCCCAGCGCCAGAAGAUAUACCUAAUAUCGACCUGGCAAUCGUGAACUUUCAUAAGCCGCCACUCGGGACUUUUCACAGCAAGUUCAUGAUCGUAGACCGCCAGAUUGCGACAUGCUCUAGUCAUAACAUCCAAGACAACGACAAUUUGGAGAUGCUAUCCCAUCUCGAAGGUCCAAUCGUGGACAGCUUCUGGGAGACAUUCCUCAUCUCGUGGCAUAACAACCUCGAACCACCCCUGCCCUGCCGAACGACUCUCGCAGCUAGCGAUCCGCCACCGACCCUGCAAGAACCGUCUUUCACAGGACUCUUCGAAUCGGAUGGCGAAUUCCGACUCCCAGAGCAGCCAAUCUCAGAAACGCUUCCUGAGCAUAUGUCCGGCGGACCACACUACGACGAUACUGUUGCAGGCGAGAUCAGCCGCAUGCGAUGUACGCUCACGCCGGAAGAUGCCUCACUUCCUUAUGUCAACAUCAUCGCCAAACACCUCAAUGCUCCGCUCAAGAUCAACGUCCAAGCCACCGCGCCAGAUCGAUCCGACAAGCUCAACUUCUUCCCUUUUAUUCCACUACAGAACAAGGAGCCUGUUCCCAUGGCUAUGGUUUCUCGCAAGCCAUACGCAAAUAUCAACAACGAAAGCGUGUUCGUUCCACAAAACGAAGCCUGGCUCAGCUUGAUCCGUAACGCAAAGCACGAUGUCUUUAUUCAGACUCCAGACCUCAACGCCAAGCCUCUUCUGCCGGCCAUUGUCGCAGCCUGCAAACGUGGCAUACAAGUCACCUACUACGUUUGUCUUGGCUACAAUGACGGUGGCGAGCUUCUUCCCGGCCAAGGCGGCACGAAUGAGAUGGCAGCACACUAUCUCUAUUCUCAACUACAACCCGAAGAACGUUCGUUCCUUAAAGUCCACUACUACGUCGCCGCAGACCAAGACCACCCCAUCCACAACAACUUCAAACAGAGAAGUUGCCACAUCAAACUCAUGAUCGUGGACUCUGCCGUUGCGAUUCAAGGGUCCGGAAACCAGGACACGCAGUCUUGGUUCCAUUCUCAAGAGGUCAACGUCAUGAUUGAUUCGAAAGACGUGUGUAGAGCUUGGAGGGAGGGCAUCGAGAGGAAUCAGAAUACAGCAACGUAUGGACUGGCGAAAGAGGACGGGUGUUGGUAUGAUUCUCAGGGCAAGCUGGCUGAGGGGAGCUUAGGUACUAAUGCUGGGCACUUCUCUUGGGCGAAGGGAAUGAUUGGGACCUUGAAAAAAGCUCAGGGGCAGUGA
Zymoseptoria tritici IPO323 is the source of this 1506-nucleotide messenger RNA. RefSeq lists its product as uncharacterized. The record is from RefSeq and is a predicted model, not a curated record. The coding region runs from base 1 to 1506 and encodes 501 amino acids. The transcript has a single exon. Gene Ontology annotation, molecular function: catalytic activity. NCBI's taxonomy places the organism in Eukaryota, Fungi, Ascomycota, Dothideomycetes, Mycosphaerellales, Mycosphaerellaceae.